This is a messenger RNA of Penicillium paradoxum, 903 nucleotides long. Its product is annotated as Zn(II)2Cys6 transcription factor domain-containing protein. Gene Ontology annotation, molecular function: DNA-binding transcription factor activity, RNA polymerase II-specific; zinc ion binding. Gene Ontology annotation, biological process: regulation of DNA-templated transcription. Bases 1 to 903 code for a protein of 300 amino acids. The transcript is spliced from 3 exons. The record is from RefSeq and is a predicted model, not a curated record. NCBI's taxonomy places the organism in Eukaryota, Fungi, Ascomycota, Eurotiomycetes, Eurotiales, Aspergillaceae.
AUGGCAGCACGUCAAUCAACGCCAACCUCCGAACAUUCGCAUUCGGAUAGCAAUGUUCGCAAAAGAGUCUGCAAAGCGUGCGAUCGGUGUCGCCUAAAGAAAUCCAAGUGUGACGGAUCCAGCCCUUGUUCCCGGUGUCGGGCAGAUAACGCCAUCUGUGUCUUUGGAGAGCGCAAGAAGGCGCAUGACAAAGUAUACCCGAAGGGAUACGUGGAGAUGUUGGAACAGCAACAAUCCUGGCUGGUGAACGGCCUCCAAGAACUCUACCGACGCAACAUCGAAGGCGAAGGCUGGCCCGGCGAGCAGCUGAAACUGGAACCCAACGGUCAUCCACUCACUCACGACCUACUUAUGCGCCUCGGUGCCCUCGACAGUUCCAAGGGCGAACGCUUCGAAGAGAACCCCGAAACCUUGCAGCAGGAUCUAUGGCACACCAACUCCGGCAUGCAACGCCAGGAAUCGACCGAUGGCGGGUCUGAUAGCCCCCAAUCACCGGCUGCUCGUUCGCGCUUUUCAUCAGAUGCGUUCUCUCAGCAACAUAUGCCGCCUACGCCGCCCACCUAUAGCCCGUCCACGCGCGCGCCCAUCAAGCCCGAGCCUCAGAUGCCCAACACUCCACAAUUCGCCCAACCCAUGUCCAUGCAAGGUGUGGUCAACCCGCUCGCUCUUCAGGGUCCACAGCAGUGGCCCAGCAACGGGUUUAAUCCUUUCGAUGAGAUGGAUCUGAUGUCGACGGCGGAUUACUCCAACAUAUCCUUUGACGACCAACAACUCUCGCCCAUGUUCAAUCGCCAGGUGCCCAUGAACUGCAUGUCUCAAGGGUCAUAUUUAGACUCCAAGAACGACUACGAGGAUUUCAACCAGUUCCUCAAUCCCAAUCCCACUGAGAUUACUUCGAUCUAA